UAAAGAGGCACCAUCUUGGCACUUCUUUCGGUUCUCCUCAUCCAACAAACAAUCCACCACCAUAACCAAUAUACAAUCAGCCCCCACCACCACCUCAAAGCCUUAUAAACAAACACCCACAACAGCUCACCAUGGUUUCCCUGGCCUACUUGAUCACUCUUCUUUCGGUCCUUGUUGCAGUCUCUCGGGCAGACGAAGUGACUAGUACCAAGGGAGCAGAGGUUGACGCGAAAUGGUACGGGAACUACUACGGUUCGUAUUCGUAUUCGAACAUGAUCUCCUGGAGCGGUUCCUACUUCAACACUUUCAAUCUCAACCCAUGGAUAACCACUUGGGGCAACAUGUACGGCCCGUGCUUCGGAGGGGCGGCCUUCCCCUUCGGGUACAGCCGGUUCUUUGCCAAGGCCACCGAGGCCGAGGCUCACAGCGUCAGCCGACGGGCUACCCGUCUCGAUGCCGAGCACCUCUUCCGUCGCGAGUCCAACGAACCGGAUAGUGUCAGCUGUCUGAGCGACAAGGGAGCUUCUGAACUCUUUUCCAAGUCGGAAUGUGCCAAAGCUGCAGAAACCUUGCACCGGGAAAAGGCUCACUCGGCUACCAGUGGAAACUGCAGACUGUCUCUCUUCACUGAGAAGGACAAAGUAUUCGCCAAAGACCUCCCGGAAAAAACACUGCAAGAUGCCGUCCAGAGCAUCUUGAAGACCUGCGGCCAGAAGAGCCAGAGCCCAGGCCAAAAGAGCCACAUCGACGACAAGCAGGCGAUCAUGAUCCUCUCCAAGGCUUAACAAUCUUCUCUACUCGUUCUCCGUCACAUAAUUUCAUAUAUAUGUACCAUCUGAACAGUCCCCUGUCUCUUUCUUUUCCCUCUUGCUUUUUGUACCUAUAAUCCUCUCGAAAGCCGAAGCUUUGGUCGGUUCAUCAUGUGUCUCAAUGUACAAAUCCUUUACUGAUCUCUAGACUAGAUCAAGUCAUGAGUCUUGACCUGUCGUUCUCCUAAUCACCUGGCUCUCCGUGUGAUUGUAUCUCUGGCAUUGCGA
Puccinia graminis f. sp. tritici CRL 75-36-700-3 is the source of this 1037-nucleotide messenger RNA. RefSeq lists its product as uncharacterized. The coding region runs from base 132 to 785 and encodes 217 amino acids. The transcript has 4 exons. Lineage: Eukaryota; Fungi; Basidiomycota; Pucciniomycetes; Pucciniales; Pucciniaceae. The record is from RefSeq and is a predicted model, not a curated record.